Molecule: messenger RNA, 2184 nt
Organism: Fusarium sp. VM40
Lineage: Eukaryota; Fungi; Ascomycota; Sordariomycetes; Hypocreales; Nectriaceae
Source: the annotation of a GenBank genome assembly
AUGUGGCCCUCCGCUUCAACAUCCGCAGUGACUGCUAUACUGUCUGCACUCACACUCCUUCCCACCGUCUUAGCCACCGCGCCUCUAGAGGGUUAUGGCCGAGAGUCUUACCCAGUCCCGUGUGCACAAGCCUGCACUUGGGUAAUGCCAACUUCCCUUGACUGUCCCGAGUAUGCAGACUUGUCUGCCGAAGAACGCGCCGCAGCGUAUCCUUCUGCAGCGUGUAUGUCGAACGAUACCGCAUACCUAACCUCGAUCGCUUGGUGCAUCCAUUCCCACUGCAGUGAGGGCAUCAAGAUGUACAAAAUCGAGACCUUUUGGGAAACCUUGAUGAUAUACCAGUCUGAGUCCCUUCGAUACUCAUACCCUGAGGCUUUGGCUCAGGUUAAUGCCAAAAAACCACCCAAGCCUAUGUCCCCUGAGGAGACGAUGCUCAAUAGGACUAUUUCCAUUGAUGAUGAGUCGUAUCAAGCCCAAUUGAACGGCGUUAGGGGGUAUAAGGCAACAAGUAAGAAUGAAUCCACGUAUUCCCUUCUCGUGUUCCUAUCCUGCGUCGUCAUCCCUAUUGCCUUCUCAUUACUUCGCUUCCUGCCAAUCCCAGAAUCCAUCUGCAGAAGAUUCAACGCCUAUGUCAUCGACCCUCCCGCCUGGGGCAAGAAGCAUAACGUUCCGGUCCUUGGAAUGGGCAUCGUGCCCACACGCGGACAAGCCCUGUUCAUUCUCUACAUCAUCGCUAUCAACGCCGUGGCUACAUUCGAGGGAUAUCCAAACUACAAGCCCAACGGAGUGUUUCCAGAUCGCCGAUAUCAGCUCAUGCGCCAGAUCGGCAAUCGUGCUGGCAUCAUUGCAUUCGCCAAUGUUCCCAUCGUUAUGCUCUACGCCGGGAGAAAUAGCUUGCUGCUUCAAAUGACCAACUGGUCUUACUCUACCUUCCUCCUUCUUCACCGGUGGGUCGCCAGCAUAUGUGUCAUUCAGGUCAUCCUUCACUCGCUGUUAUGGCUUCGGAUCGAGCUCGAAGCCCACGCCCAUGCAGAGGCUGUCAAAUACCCUUACUGGUACUGGGGCAUCAUCGCAACUGUCGUCUUUUCCAUGUUCCUCCCCUUCUCAAUGCUGCCUAUUCGCAAGAUCAUGUACGAGGUCUUCCUCAUUUUACAUAUCUGUCUGUCAGUUAUUGCUUUGGUCGGCUCUUGGUAUCACAUCUGGUACCUUUACGACAACUCCAGUGGCUUUGAGAUUUGGCUCAUCAUAGCCAUGGUGUUUUGGGUCUAUGAACGACUUCUUCGAAUUGUUCGUGUUUCGAAACAUGGCGUCAAGAAAGCAUAUGUCACUCGCAUCGAUGAUAAAUACCUGCGAGUUGAUAUCCCCGACGUGGAUGCUCAUGGUCAUUGCUUCGUGUACUUUCCCACCCUGUCAUGGCGUGUAUGGGAGAACCAUCCCUUUUCUGUCGUCAGCUGCAGCAAGGGCCAACUUGAUGGUCAUAGCGAAGUCUCGAGUUCAAGCUCCCAGGUUCACUUCGAGACGAAAGACACAUUGUCAACUGCGGAAGCGGCUGCGGCUUCUAAGGAAGCUGGCGGUCUCAUGUCGAACACGCAUCAAGUCAUUUCACAUAGUGGCACCACACGACCAGGCAUUACACUGUUUGUCCAGAAUCUUAAGGGCUUUACUGCAAAACUCGCCAAGAAAGCUGACACCGGAGUCGGUAUCCCUGUUCUCGUUGAAUGCUCCUACGGCCACGAUGACCACUCUAGUUUCACGCCUACGUCUGAGUACCCUAACACUCUUGUCAUUGCUGGUGGAGUUGGUAUUGCUGGAGUGCUAUCUGCCCUGCAAAGCUCAUUAUCCAUGUACGCAGGACGUCAAGGUACAACGAAGCUUUACUGGGGUAUUAAGAAACGAGGCCUCGUUGACGCGGUCAAGAGUCUCAUUGUUGGUGAGAACACUUGCCAGGAUAAAGAAGGUAAUGGCCAGGCGGCUAGCUGGGGCCAUAUUGAGGCACAUGUCACAAUUGGUGCACGCAUGGAUAUUACGCAGGUUUUGACGAAGGAGCUUGGGGAUGUUAGUGGUGGAACAACGGUUGUUGUUUGUGGCCCGAAUCAGAUGUGCGAUGAGGCUCGGUAUAUUUGUGCUGGACUGGCUCGCCAUGGAACAAAGGUUAGAUACAUAGAAGAGUCCUUCUCUUGGUAG